Messenger RNA from Leptidea sinapis, 1499 nucleotides. It is a transcript of the gene Coprox, whose product is annotated as oxygen-dependent coproporphyrinogen-III oxidase. Bases 167 to 1408 code for a protein of 413 amino acids. The record is from RefSeq and is a predicted model, not a curated record. NCBI's taxonomy places the organism in Eukaryota, Metazoa, Arthropoda, Insecta, Lepidoptera, Pieridae. Gene Ontology annotation, cellular component: mitochondrial intermembrane space; cytoplasm. The transcript is spliced from 9 exons. Gene Ontology annotation, molecular function: coproporphyrinogen oxidase activity.
CAACACAACAUGUGAUGAUUGAAUAGUUCAAGUACAACUUUCGAGGACUUAAUAUUUUUGUAAACAAUAUUAAGAAAACAAAACAAUUAAAUGUUGAAUCUCCUGAAUGUAAAACCUCGAUAACUGGAUUGACUAAUUAUUAAGUACACUUACUCAAACAAGGAAAAUGUCGUUCAAAGUGGCUAUAAGAAGUUUUAAAACUCUGAGUUAUGUAGGAAGUUACAAGAAAAUUAGAGAACGGAAUUUAAAGUUUUAUUGUGCGGCAGUAAUUGGUGCAGGUUACAUGGCAUAUCAGCAACACAAAAAUAGUAGUGCAGAUAUGAAAGAGUUAUUACAAUUAAAAAAUUAUAUGGCUGAGCCUGUUACACCCAUUAGUCAACUAGAAAAAAAUCCUAAUGAUAUGAAAACACAAAUGGAAUUGUUAAUAAUGAGGAUACAGGCUGAAUUCUGCCGAGCAUUGGAGAAGGAGGAGGAUGAGGCAUGGCUGGAUGAGAAAAUUGAUGAGGAUUUAGAUUAUGACGGAGACAUGUUUGUCCCACAUCCGGAAGCCAAAUUCCUGGUGGACAGAUGGACUCGCAAGGAAGGCGGGGGAGGGAUCACCUGCGUGCUCCAGGACGGCAGAGUGUUUGAGAAGGCUGGUGUCAACAUAUCUGUUGUGUCUGGAACCUUGCCACCAGCGGCUGUGCAGCAAAUGAAAACCAGAGGCAAGAACUUUGACAGCCAAGAGCUGCCGUUCUUCGCAGCCGGAGUCAGCGCGGUCAUCCACCCCCGUAACCCCAUGGUGCCCACUAUACACUUCAAUUAUAGAUAUUUCGAAGUUACCGAUAAGAACGGAGUGCAGUGGUGGUUCGGAGGCGGCACGGACCUCACGCCCUACUACCUCAACGAGGAGGACGCCACGCACUUCCACCUCACGCUGAAGCACGCCUGCGAUGCGCACGACAAAACCUACUACGGCAGAUUCAAGAAAUGGUGCGACGAUUACUUCUCGAUACCUCACCGGGGGGAGCGGCGCGGCGUGGGGGGGAUAUUCUUCGACGACAUCGACUCUCCCGAUCAGACCAGCGCGUUCAACUUUGUGACUUCGUGCGCUGAGGCUGUCAUACCCAGUUACAUACCCAUAGUUCAGAAGCACAAGGACGAUGCGUACGGGUACCACGAGCGCCAGUGGCAGCUGCUGAGGCGUGGCCGCUACGUGGAGUUCAACCUGAUCUAUGACCGAGGCACCAAGUUCGGCCUGUUCACGCCCGAGGCGCGAUACGAGUCCAUCCUUAUGUCGCUGCCAUUGAACGCUAAAUGGGAAUACAUGCACACACCCAAGCCAAAUUCAGCUGAGGAGAAGCUAAUGAAGGUAUUGAAAGAGCCCCGGGACUGGCUUCACUUGGAACAGGCUCGACAAGUGGCUUAGUUUGAGCUUGACUCAUUGACAUUGACUGGUGUGGGAUUAUGUUAUCACAAAAGAAAUAUUAUUAUUAUAUAUAAAUUAUUCAAAUGUUUUA